Molecule: messenger RNA, 2270 nt
Organism: Crotalus tigris (Tiger rattlesnake)
Lineage: Eukaryota; Metazoa; Chordata; Lepidosauria; Squamata; Viperidae
Gene: TOP6BL
Product: chromosome unknown C11orf80 homolog
Exons: 15
Coding region: 334-2199 (621 amino acids)
Biological process (GO): meiotic DNA double-strand break formation; reciprocal meiotic recombination
Source: RefSeq, a predicted model, not a curated record
ACGUUUUUUCACAUCUUUUAGAAGGAAGGCAUAUUUGGGAAAUUAGUUAGAAAUCUGCUAGUUGGCUAGCAUACUACACAAAAUGGAAUCAAUAUGAUAUAAGGAAAAAAUGGUUAAAGAAAUCCAAAAUCGUAGAGCUGAUCUAAGAUUGGAACAUUAAAAAAUGCCCACAGGCAAGGGUAGCCAAACACCAGCAAAACUGAUGCCUUCAUUUAUUGUUCAAUUUUUAGCAUCACCAGUCCACUUGGCCUCCCAUUUUCAGGGACCAUUGUACUUUCAGAUUUGAGGUUCAAAUGAAGACAUAAGGAACACUGUUGUUUCUCAAGCCAGAAUAUGAUGCUUACAAAUUUUGUCUGCUAUUUUACCAAGCCCUUUCUUUCAUUUCAGAUUUUAGAAUUUCUGAUCAUUCAACUUCAGGGUAAAAAGGGGAAACAGUUGGAAAGAUCUUCCAUGCUCGAAGGAACAAUCGUUAUUUCUUUGGACGUUCAAGAUUUUCCCCAGCGUGUGAACCAGUCCCACUGUGCUGCAAUUAUUGCUGCAAAAGGUGAUUUGUGCCACAAAAUCUUGAAUGACCUAACAUUCAAAGAAGUACAAGGCUUAUUGCCUUUCUGCCAGAGUGGCGUCCUGCAUGGAAGAGGGUGUCCUCAUGAAUCUCUGCAUACCAUGCCUUUUCAACUUUCCUUUCAGCUGUAUGAGAAAUCUGAAGUCCUCAAGGAGGACAGUGCCACAUUGAAACAGUUCAUCCAUAGGACCAGCCUCAUGCACACCACAAUCAAGUUUCAUUACUGUGUAAAAGUUAACGGCAACAUCUCCGCUGAGACAUAUAGCCCAGAAGGGAAAGUCAGCACAUGUUUGCCAGAUGGAACCACGUUACUUACUGAUGGGAGACAUUUUAUGAGAUCAGAAUGCAAGGCUGUAAUCCCAUCGUGUGAUAACAUUCACCUUGUGACUGGUGAACGAGUCAGUCUGUUCAUCCCAGAUGAAUUAGUGGACAGAGGUUUCACAGGUACCUUGAGUCUCCUACCUGCGGUGUCCCUGUGUCCCUGCCAGAAAUCUUUCCCUAACCAGCCUGCAAAGAUAUUUGCUGCCUCUGUAUCCUUUGCUCUGAUCAGUGAUCAACCAUCAAUAUAUAUAUUUCUUUACGAUCCAGCUGGGCUGCCCGUACUGUUUUCUGCCGAGGAAAUCUCGUAUUCUUUCUUUGAAGAUCCUUCCCGCUUAGCAUCAUGGGGCAAAUAUGCCUACCAAGCCACACUAAAUCCGGCUGCAUCUUGCAAAACAGACACAGCAAGACCUGAAAUCCAGUUUAACCUUCAAAGCAGACACCAGCAGGAUUCAGAUGUUCAGGAACAGACACUGCUGCUCUUCUUUUUUCUGGGUUACGUGGAUCCGUUUCAGGACAAGCCAACGUUCAGUUUCUGGGACCGGCGGGUGAUUCUGUCCCAUCUCUCACCUAUCCUCUUCUGCAAUGAGCAGGCUGUGAAAAAGGCUACCCAAGGACUGGUGAACGAAGUCCUGGAUCAACACCACAGAGUAUUCCAGGAGCAACAGAAGCUGGCCCGUUCUUUACCCAUCAUGGCCUCUGCCAUUUCCAGAAUCGUCUCGAGCAGCACCGACAGCGAGUUCCGGAGGAAGUGUCUCCAUAGCCUGCAGGUUGCAGAUACUCACGAAUUCCAGGAAAGCAUCCGAGAGACUUUGAACAAAGUCAUUCUUAAUCAACGGAAGCCCAGUCAUGCCUGUGAGAUCAAAAGGCCACUGCCUAGAAAGAAUAAGACAAGGCCAACCUCCAUUCAUCAGAAAACGUUGUGCUCCUGUAUUAGCCAUACAGGAUUGGAGGCAGGGGAAGGAACCUGCGAGAGAGAAGGACUUUGGUUUGAUUGCUCAGGGUGUGAUCAAAUAAGCACGACAAAGAAGAGAAAGCCAGCCAAUAGGAGGAUCCCCUUGGAAGCGGAUUCAGAAGACCUUAGCUUCAUGUCCGGUGAAGCCAAAAACCAGGAACCUGAAGCAAGUCCCUCAACAAGAGCAGAGACCACGUCAACCUCUUCCUUUCCAUCUUUUUCUAAGAGUCAGAGUGAUAUUUUCCCAGACAAAAGUCAAGGAAAGGAUGGGGUCGGUGGAGCAGAAGGGAGCAAACAUCUGUGUCAGGAGGAGAAGGACGUUUGGGCUCGGGAGGUCUUCAACAUGGGCAAGUGGACCUCUUGAAGCAGCCAUUCCUGUUCACUUAACGGAAUUCCCGGGAGUGUCUCGGGCGAGGCAAUAAAUGAAAAAAGCCA